Molecule: messenger RNA, 1215 nt
Organism: Penicillium pulvis
Lineage: Eukaryota; Fungi; Ascomycota; Eurotiomycetes; Eurotiales; Aspergillaceae
Exons: 5
Coding region: 1-1215 (404 amino acids)
Molecular function (GO): O-methyltransferase activity
Source: RefSeq, a predicted model, not a curated record
AUGACCGACGAGACCCCCAGUCCGAUGCUGGCCCUGGCCCGUCAAUUGGAGGCCGCGACGAACAACCCCGGCCAGCUACCCCCCGCUAGCGAUGCACUGCACUCCCGAAUCCUCUCCGCGGCGCGUAAGCUCCUAACCGACCUGGAGACUCCCGAGAGUCAAUUGAUGCACCUAGCCAAAGCACCCGUGGCACACGGGGUGUUGCGCGCCGCUCUGCGCAUCCGACUGUUCGAGCGCUUCGAUGAGGGGCCCACUACCACCACGGACCUGGCGCGACGCUGCGGCGUUGAUGUCGCACUCCUCGUCCGUCUUAUGCGAACGCUGGCAGCCAUUGGCAUCUUCACUGAGCCCAGCCCGGGCCUUUACGCUCAUACUAUACAAUCGGAAACUUUGCGCCAGGCUGAACAUCGUGCCGUUAUCCAGGGCAUGGCCGAGACUGCCACGCUCAUGACGGCGCUUCCAGACUUCCUCCAGGCCCACCAAUGGCAGGACCCAGUCGAUGUUCAGCCCACUCUUUUUGGCUUCGCCCAUCAGACCGACCAGACCAUGUUCGAGUGGUUUGAGUCGCAACCAGAGCAGCGCGCCAUCUUCGCCGCCUUCCAAUCCAGCACAGCUGCCCUCGCCGUUUGCCAGCUGCAACCCUUCCUCCGCAGUCUUCUAACCGCCCCCUCCCCCUCUUCCUCUGAUGAUUUGUCUGAUAGGCCCAGAGAAGUCACACUAGUCGAUGUUGGAGGCGGACGAGGUGCUGUGCUCCGCCAGGUUUGCCACGAGCUCGAUCCCGCGCCUCGCGGUCGGAUCGUACUUCAAGACCUCCCAAAGGUCCUGGAGGGUGUGGAGGGCGGCGAGAGAGUUGAAGUAAUGCCUUACAGCUUUCUCGAUCCCCAACCCGUUCACGGAGCUCAUACCUACCUCUUCCGCCACAUCUUCCACAAUUGGAGCGACGGCGUUGUCGCGAAAAUUUUACAAAAUACGGUGGCCGCCAUGGGGCCGACCUCACGGCUGGUCAUUGUCGACCUGGUGCUGCCGGAUGGGGGUGGCGCAUCGCCCUAUGCUGCAUUCCUGGAUGUAAGCAUGAUGGCGUUUGGCGGGAUGGAACGCACCGAGGCCCAGUGGCGGAGGAUCUUAGAAAUUGCGGGGCUGCAGGUGCGCAGGAUUGAGCCAUUGGAUGCGCUGACGCCGGGGUCGGAUCAAGUCAUUGAGGCGGGGUUACUUUAA